Molecule: messenger RNA, 2159 nt
Organism: Achroia grisella
Lineage: Eukaryota; Metazoa; Arthropoda; Insecta; Lepidoptera; Pyralidae
Gene: b6
Exons: 9
Coding region: 83-1750 (555 amino acids)
Source: RefSeq, a predicted model, not a curated record
GCCACCGAUCCAACUGCAGCCAGUGUUUGCAAAGUCAGUGGUCGUACGCGCGUGUCUAGGAGCCUCCACUUCGGAGAUCAAAAUGCGGAUACUUCUGCUAUGUGCCUUUUUGGGGGCGACUUUGGCCCGAGAAAAUGACUGGCAGCCAAUAGUUCCAGAAUCUUCGAUAGCUUAUUCUACAUAUGUAAAAUCUCCGGAAAGGUCAAUAGAAAGUCGCUCUUCCUUAAAAAUACUAAAUCGAAGACCACCACACAAGUACUUUGUAAAACCGAGCGGCCUUAUCAAUGUGGCGCCAGCUCUCGAGCAAGAAACGUGCAGUGCAUACAAGGUCUCCAUGAAUCAAGAGCUGGACUACCAGUACUUGGAGUACGCCAGCGACCUCAGAGAUUUAAAAGAGUUUACGCUCUGCCUGUGGUCCAAAUUCCACAAUCAUUCUGAUGAUCAUCCUCUGUUUUCGUACUCUGUACCUAACAGCCCAAAAGAGAUAGCAGCCUGGAUCUCCAACACCAAUGAAGCGAGUUACUUCAGUCUGGCUGUACAUGGGCAGACAUUCUUCAGACUCAAUUAUCCACUGAAGUUGAAUACAUGGUACCACUCGUGUCAAUCAUGGAAUGGGAAGACUGGUGAAUGGCAGAUAUGGGUGAACGCUGAGAGGGUGGGUCGAGGCUUCCACAACAGGCUCGUUGGCCAUAUUAUAAAGGGAGGUGGUAUUGCUGUGACUGGACAGGAUCAGUCUUUAUUAUAUAGCAAAGACGGUUUGACACCUGUACUCAACCAAGCAGGUUUAAUGGGAGAAGUAACAAUGCUACAACUGUACCACGUCGCACUGACUGCUGGCAAAGCCCACAAAGACCACAAGCACCACCACGCACACCAUUUCAAACACGAUGGUACUCCAUUGGAGACUUCUACUGAACCAGUCACCGAGCCCCCGCCGCCGCAAGCCACUCCCAUUGGAAACGGAAACUUCUUGAUUGGAGGCCAAAUACAGAGAGUCCCGAACUUGAACCUAGCUGGUGUACAACAACAAAUGAUCCCUGUUCAAUUGCCGAACGGUGUUCAAAUUCAACAGCCAUAUAUUAACGGUCAGCUGGGAACUAGAAUAGUGUCUGAACAACUGAUUAACAGCAUCCAGCAAAUACCUAGUGACCAAAGUACUGUUCAGCUACCGCUAUUGUCUGUGGGACAACCUUCAAGGCCAGCUACACAAUUCGUUCAGGCUCAAUCCUUGGGACCGUCUAAGGGCACUACUGUGUUACUAUCAGGGUCGUUAUUGAAUCCAGCUAAUGUACAAUAUAUUGAUGAUUCAGUUUCGCAUAACAUUUACAAGAGGGAUUCCAAGAAGCGUGAUAAAAGAGACAACCCUGAGAAGGAAUUAGCAGAAGAAACAAAACCAGCAAAGAAAGAUAAGCGAGGUCUGGUAGCUUUGUCCGAUGGUUCUAUCGUCGACGAGGCAUUACUGAGCCCAGAAUUGGGCGACGAUGAUAAGGAUGAAGAAUUGUUCCAACAGUCUCUCCUGAGUGGUCUCGCCGGCGUCGUUGGAAACUUACCGGUGCAGAAUUUACAGAAACAAACGGUUGAUGAAAGAGAACCAGCGGAAGCUGAGGUUAAAGCCGUAAUGCAAGUUUGCAGUGGUUGUGCCCCAGAGCCUUUCCAGAAAGCCCUCGUCCUCUCGUGGAGGUCUACGCCUAAGAAACUUUACAACGGGGCACACUAUUAUAAAGGUUUGCCUAUAUGUAAAGCGUUCUAAGUUUAAAACGUAGUUCGUUUAAAUUAAUUAACAUUUUCGAAUGCUUAAAUUAAAAAAAGCACACAGUUGGUAAUUACCAACGUUCCUUUUCUGAGGACCUUUGUCUCAAUUGCCUUUGCCACAAAAACUAUAUUAAGAGACUUACAUACGACCUGAUUAUUUAAUAAAAUGUGUACAUUAAUUUGAAAUACUGUUAAAUUAAAUUAAAUAGAGGCUGCUAGUUUAAACAAACAUCAAGAGUACCUACCGUUAUUAUUUGUUUGUGAAAUUAGUCAUUUACAUUCGAUUAUUAUGAACUUGCCAAUGCGAGUUACAGUUAUUUAUUGUAGUAGUAAGUGCCUACGCUAAAACGGUUACUUAUGUUGCGUUUUAAUAUUAGUUAUAAGAUUAUAUUUGAUUUUUACAGAUU